GAGUAAGCAGUAAAUCAUCUUUUACCAUACGAUGUUUACGAAGGGAACUACACCCUUCCCGCCAAAACACAUCUCAGAAAACUCCAUGUCCAAUAUUUCGAAUUACUAUUGCUCACUUCUUAAACAAUGCUGCGAGACCGGCGGUCUGAAACAAGCCAAAAGGCUCCACGGGCACAUAAUCAGGACCGUCACGGAUCCAGAGACGUUCUUGCUCAACAAUUUCAUCAAUGGGUAUUACAAGCUCAACAACACCGCCUAUGCACGCAAUGUGUUUGAUAAUUUGCGCAGACCAAACCCUUUUUCAUGGAACACUAUUCUUUCCGCUUACUCGAAAGACGGGGAUGUUGGGAAGAUGCAGGAGAUGUUCAAUUUGAUCCCAUGUAAAGAUGGAGUUUCAUGGAACUUGCUUAUUUCGGGUUACGUAAAAUGUGGGUUGAGUGGGAAAGCUUUAGAGGCUUAUAGAUCGAUGUUGAGGCAUGGGUUGGGGAAUUUGAACAGAAUCACUCUUUCCACGAUCAUAAUAAUGUUGUCGAACAAGGGCUGGGUUGGUUUGGGUGGGGUUAUUCAUGGGCAAAUAGUGAAAUGUGGGUUCGAGUCGUAUGUUUUUGUGGGGAGUCCUUUAGUUGACAUGUAUGCAAAAUGUGGUCUGAUAACUGAGGCUAAGCGUGUAUUUGAUGGGCUGCCGGAGAAGAAUUUGGUUAUGUACAAUACGAUGCUUAUGGGUUUUUUGAGGUGUGGCAUGGUGGAAGAUUCGUACAAAUUGUUUGCGUGUAUGCCUGAGAAAGAUUCGAUUUCUUGGACAACGAUGAUUACUGGACUUAUGCAAAACGGGAUGGACAAAGAAGCGCUUGAUUUGUUCCGAGAAAUGAGGUUCGAGGGAGUGAAUAUGGAUCAGUUUACUUUCGGAAGUGUUUUAACUUCCUGCGGAGGUCUUUUGGCAUCCGAAGAAGGGAAGCAGAUUCAUGCGUAUAUGACUAGAACUGAUCAUAUGGACAAUGUUUUUGUGGCCAGUGCACUUGUUGAUAUGUACUCAAAGUGUAGAGACGUAAAAAACGCAGAGAAAGUCUUUAGGAGGAUGCCGUACAAGAAUAUCGUGUCUUGGACAGCCAUGCUAGUGGGCUAUGGUCAGAAUGGAUACAGUGAGGAAGCUGUUCGGGUUUUUUGCGAGAUGCAAAGAAAUGGAGUCGAGCCAGAUUAUUUCACUUUAGGCAGUGUGAUAAGCUCUUGUGCAAAUCUGGCCAGCUUGGAAGAGGGAGCACAGUUUCAUUGUCGAGCACUAGUUUCGGGAUUGAUUUCCUUUAUAACGGUAUCUAAUGCACUUGUUACCCUAUAUGGUAAAUGUGGGAACAUCGACGAGGCCCAUAUUUUGUUCAAUGAAAUUAAAUCGAAGGAUGAAGUUUCUUGGACUGCAUUAGUUUCUGGCUAUUCCCAGUUUGGGAAAGCCAACGAAACCAUUAAUUUAUUCGAGGAAAUGUUGGUUUGUGGUCUUCAACCAGAUGGGGUUACUUUUGUUGGGGUUCUUUCUGCAUGCAGUAGGGCCGGAUUUGUCGAGAAAGGCCGUCAUUAUUUUGCAUUAAUGGUGGAUAAAUACCAAAUUAAACCAGUUCUUGAUCACUACACUUGCAUGAUUGAUCUGUAUAGUCGAGCUGGACAGCUGGAAGAAGCGAAAGAUUUCAUUCUCCAAAUGCCUUGCUGUCCCGAUACGAUUGGCUGGGCGACUUUGUUGAGUUCGUGUAGAAAUCGUGGUAAUAUGGAAAUAGGGAAAUGGGCUGCAGAAUCUCUUCUUGAAAUCGACCCGCAAAAUACAGCUGGCCACGUGUUGCUUGCCAGUAUCUAUGCUGCGAAAGGGAACUGGGAUGAGGUGGCUCGAUUAAGAAGAGGAAUGAGAGACAAGGGUGUUAGAAAGGAGCCAGGGUGUAGUUGGAUCAAGUAUAAAAACAAAGUGCACAUUUUUACUGCUGAUGACAAGUCGAGCCCGUUUUCCGAGCAGAUUUAUAAGGAGUUGGAAAUUUUGAACCGUAAAAUGAUGGAAGACGGAUAUGUGCCCGACGUGAAAUCUGUUCUGCACGAUGUACACGAGUCUGAGAAAAUGAAUCUGCUGAACCAUCACAGCGAGAGGCUUGCCAUUGCGUUUGGUUUGAUUUUUGUUCCUUCUGGACUGCCGAUUAAAGUGGUGAAGAACCUUCGUGUGUGCGAUGACUGUCAUAACGCCACGAAGAUCAUUUCGAAGAUCACUCAGAGAGAAAUUCUGGUCAGAGAUGCUGCACGGUUCCAUUUGUUUAAAGAUGGGAAAUGUUCGUGUGGAGACUUUUGGUAGUGGAUGCUAAGAAAGAUGUCUGAAGCGUGAAAUCACCAAAAGCACAAUGCGGUGAUUGAAGGUUCUGCACAAAAGUGAAACAGAGCUUAUAUAUAUGGUCAUGAAUAUUCAGACAGGAUUAAUAGCAACGGGACUAGAAAGAUU
This is a messenger RNA of Erythranthe guttata (spotted monkey flower), 2461 nucleotides long. RefSeq names its product pentatricopeptide (PPR) repeat-containing protein. Gene Ontology annotation, biological process: RNA modification. NCBI's taxonomy places the organism in Eukaryota, Viridiplantae, Streptophyta, Magnoliopsida, Lamiales, Phrymaceae. Gene Ontology annotation, molecular function: zinc ion binding; RNA binding; protein binding. The record is from RefSeq and is a predicted model, not a curated record.